Magallana angulata is the source of this 922-nucleotide messenger RNA. Its product is annotated as N-alpha-acetyltransferase 50-like. Gene Ontology annotation, cellular component: NatA complex. The transcript has 5 exons. Gene Ontology annotation, molecular function: acyltransferase activity, transferring groups other than amino-acyl groups. Bases 121 to 630 code for a protein of 169 amino acids. NCBI's taxonomy places the organism in Eukaryota, Metazoa, Mollusca, Bivalvia, Ostreida, Ostreidae. Gene Ontology annotation, biological process: mitotic sister chromatid cohesion. The record is from RefSeq and is a predicted model, not a curated record.
AAUGGGCCUCUGAACGUUUAUUUCAGAGUAAAUCACUGCCUCAUUAAUCUAAUUUCAAGCGUUUAAUUCACCUGGAGUGAUUUGGUUUGGAACAACGUGAAAGCGGGAAUUGUUUACAGAAUGACUCGAGGGAACACUGAGUUAGGAGACAUUACCCCUCACAACAUCAAGCAACUCAAACUCCUAAACCAAGUUGUCUUUCCUGUCACAUACAACGACAAGUUCUACAAAGAUGUGUUGGAAGUUGGAGAGUUGGCAAAGCUUGCAUACUUCAAUGACAUAGUGGUGGGAGCUGUAUGUUGUCGUGUGGACACAUCAGACCAGCAAAGACGUCUCUACAUCAUGACACUGGGCUGCCUAGCACCAUACCGAAGAUUAGGCAUAGGCACCUCUAUGGUGGAACAUGUACUAAAGAUCUGUGAAGAGGACAACAAUUUUGACAAUGUUUUUCUACAUGUUCAAAUCAACAAUGAUGGUGCAAUAAGAUUUUAUGAGAAGUUUGGAUUUGAGAUUGUGGAAGAGAAAAAGAAUUAUUACAAGCGAAUAGAACCAGCUGAUGCCUAUGUGUUACAGAAAUCAUUCCGCAAAAAGGACAAAUGUGAAACCAAAGAUCAAAAUGGAGAAAACUAAACAAAACCAUUGUGCCCUUUCACUAUAAAUACUUUGAAUAUUCUUUCUGUGUGUAAAUAGAUGAUCACUGUACGUUUCGGAAUACAAGAGUUAUCUGCACUGUUAUAAGAUGGAUAUAAAACAAGGUACAUAAUUUGUACUUGCCAUUUGAAACAAGAGCAGAUGUUUUUUCCUGCAUUUUUUUUAAAUUACUAGUAAUACAAAUUGAAUGAAUGCUUCUGUAUAUUUUACUGUAUAUUUUGUGUCUUUACACAUUUAACUUGCUUCAUGCUAAUAAAUUUUGUUCAAAUAA